AUGGAGACAACAUCCACACUCUCCACCUCAAUGGGUGAAAAGCUAAAGGACGCAUCCCAAUGGAGGACGUGGUUUGCACGCGUUGAGCUGUAUGCGAGCGAAAGGAUGGUCUGGGAACUAUGUGACCCAGAUACGCCCGUCGACGACCUCCCGAGACCGAUGAAGGAACCGCACGAGCCGGAAUACCCUCAAGAUGGCGAUUCCAACGAGAAGAAGAAAUGGAGAGACCGUCUCGACGAGAACCUAAGAGAACAAGCUAUUAGCUUCGACCUCGAGGAUCCCAAGAGCACCAGUAGAGACUUCUUGCGUGCAGUCAAGAAUGUCCUACCUCUCUGGUGGCAUGGCAGAUUCCAGGAAAUCCUCAUGGAUAAGAAGGUCUAUGAGACCAAAGACCUGGUUGAAUCUUUCCGUGCGACGUAUCGUGAGAUGGCACCGAAAUCUGCCUCAACGACGACCGUCGGGGUUUUCUCCACCUGGCAGGAUCAUCAGGAGGCCAAACCGAAAGCAAAAGCAGAGCCGAAGCCCCAAGCAAAGCAGGAAAGUGCUCCACAACCUUUUGAGCGGCAAAUAUGCCCCUGCGGUGUCCGUGGACAUAAGGUCAUUGACUGCUUCACCCUGAAUGAAUCAGUACAACCAGAUGGUUGGAAGGUCAGUCAGAAGGUCGCUAAGAGGGCCAAGAAGACCCUCAAAGCAGACCCAGCCUGGAAGCAGUGGGUCGAGGACGCCAUUAAGGAGGCCAACAGCGCAAAGAGAACUGCAAAUGCAGUUAUGAUGCUUUUCCACGCAGGUCCAGACUUAUUCGGACUCGCAGGGCACGGAAUUGCCGUUCCGAGGCCCCGGUUUAUCACCUUUACGGAAGAGGAUAUCCGUUUAACGACCGGAGAUAGCUGGACACCUGCAGAUAUAACUCUGAGCGAUGUUCUGUAUUCGCCAACCUUCCAUAUCAACCUUGUCUCGUAUGCGAAGCUGAAGAGCAAGGGCGGAACCUGGUAUCAGGACAGAGACUGGAUCGUGGACCUAAAUGGGAACCCAGUGGUUAGCCUACAUCUCAAGGAACCAGAGAACCUAUGGUUCUUCGACGAACCUGACACGGUCCAUGCACAUGCCGUACGGCGCUCGGAGCAGCCCAUCGAGGCCGUAGCCACGAAAGAGCUAUGGCAUCGCCGAUUCGGGCACGUCAACGACCGAGUGGUCAAGCAGCUUGGUAAUCUAGUCCAGGGCAUCAAGAUCAAGGACCCGGAGGUCCAGGACGCUUCAGAGAAUGGUCCGGAGCUAUGCGAAACGUGUCAGCUAGGUCGAGCACCCCGGCAGAUAUCGAGAGGGCCUAUCGGACAGUCUUUUGGCCGGUUUGGGCGCGUCCACUUCGACCUAAUCCAAAUUCCGCUCGCAAAUAACCUCCAUCGAUGGAUAUCGCAUUUCUAUGUCGAGGGCAUUAGGUUCCACUGGGUAGCGACGCAUGCACACAAGACAGAGUGUCAGCUUGCCAUCCAGCAGUUUGUACAGCUCGCUAAGAACUGGUGGAACUUGCCAAUCAAAGCAUUCCACUAUGAUAACGAGCUUCCGAAAGAGCUAUGGCCGGAGGCCGCGCGUGCUGCGUGCUGGUUGCUGAAUCGGACACCAACCUACAUCGACGCUGAGGGCCGAUGGAUUGUUCCGUGGGAUGAGGUCCGAAGGGAAUUCACAGGAGACAGGAUGCCAAGGGUCAACCUAUCCUGGGUGAGGCUAUACGGAUGCCUCGCCUACUGUCGCAAUCAAAAGCUCGCGAAAUCGGACAAGAUGCAUCUGCGUGCAGAGGUCGGUUUCCUGGUUGGUUAUAUGGCCUCGAAUAUAUGGAAAAUCUGGUUUCCGCAGCGAGGAAAGGUCGAGCACGUCAGGGACGCUAUCUUCGAUGAAUCUCGACGGUAUAUACCUGAUUACCAACCAUUUCAGCCAGUUCCACUGCCUCUAGUGACAGAGCCAGAGAUCCUGAACAAGGAACAGACGCGGCAGGCGAUAGAGGACUCGAUUAGCACUGGCACGAUGCCAGCGACCCCAGAACGCCCCGGAGAGGGUGAUGAGGGCCCGGUACAACCCGUGGAACAUCAGAGAGCGCAGGAAGCGAUAGUUCCUACGACUUUCGUCGAGAAACAGACCACUGCCGAGCGGGCGUUGCUAUCGCCCGGACGUGCCCGAGAGCCACUUCUAGAGGAUAUCCCUCUGCCCCCAACACCUCCGCGAGAGGAUUACGCUACUGCUGCUGGUCAGGGGGUGGGAUCUGCCGAACUAGAGUUCGUCGAGCAGCAAGACCAGCCACCAGAAGCUGAAGAAGGUGCUGAUAUUGAGGCUGAUGACGCUAAUACCCCACGAUCCGAGCCAGACCGUACAGAAUCUGAGCCAUCGGACGACGCGUCGAACGAGGAACCGAUUGACGAGCCGGAACCGGUCUUGAGCGACAUCUUCAGGCUGAGCUUACAACGCCGUCCCGAGAGAUAA
Molecule: messenger RNA, 2472 nt
Organism: Penicillium cinerascens
Lineage: Eukaryota; Fungi; Ascomycota; Eurotiomycetes; Eurotiales; Aspergillaceae
Product: GAG-pre-integrase domain-containing protein
Exons: 6
Coding region: 1-2472 (823 amino acids)
Source: RefSeq, a predicted model, not a curated record